Messenger RNA from Lolium perenne, 2587 nucleotides. RefSeq lists its product as uncharacterized. Gene Ontology annotation, cellular component: nucleus. The record is from RefSeq and is a predicted model, not a curated record. Gene Ontology annotation, biological process: protein desumoylation; proteolysis. Gene Ontology annotation, molecular function: deSUMOylase activity. Lineage: Eukaryota; Viridiplantae; Streptophyta; Magnoliopsida; Poales; Poaceae.
UUUUUGUGACAUCAUUAGGUGGCAGAAAGUCGUAGCAGCAAUGACGGACGACCAACGAGACAAAUUAUGCACUUGUGCUGUUGGCCGUUGCAUGAUCCAAAUUCCAUCCAGAAAGAUACGGCCACUAUUGGUGAAAUACAUGAUGCAGGUUUAUGACGAGGAAAAGGGUAGGUUCAUCAUUGAACCUAGGGUGGGUGAAAUAUCGGCAACAAAUGAGGAUGUGGAAUGCUUGCUAGGAUUAGAGGAUCAAGGCUUGUCCUCUGCUGAUAUUUUAGAAGAGGAAGGAGAAGAAUGGAAAACAAACAUACCUACUAGAUUUCUUAGUAAAAAAACUGGCAAUUUAGUCAUGAAAGAUAUGAUUGAUGAAAUCAUUACAUCUAAAGCCACAAAUGAUGACUUCCUUCGAAGAGCUGUCUUAAUUCUUAUAGGGACUGUUCUAGCUCCUACUUCGACAGUUACGGUUUACAAGCCGUUCUAUGCAUUUGUGGAAACAAUGUACAAGUUACACGACUUGAAUUGGAACCAAUUCACGCUUGCAUAUGUCAUGAACCAGAUCAGCCCUUGCCGGAGAGGAAUAUAUGUUAGGCAGUGGCCGAAAGGCAAUGUCGCAAUUUUAGAGUACUUGUAUUGGGAGAAAGUGCAACCUAUUGAUGAGAUAGCACUAUAUUCUCGCAUCUCUUCACGCCCACUUAUGAUCAACUGGACAGAAGCUGCUGUAGCCUUGAGAGAUAGCUAUGAUCAAGAUAAUGGCCGGGGCAAGGGUAUCCUUAAGAUUGAAGAUUGCAUCACAGAGGAAUAUAGGCGAAAGUCUGCGAACAUGGGUGCGGAAAUUAAAAAACCGGGUAGUGGAAGGAGCAAUGGAAAGGGCACUGGAAGGAGCAAUGGGAAGGCAAGUAGCUCGAGAAAACCAGCAGGCCCGUCGUGGGAAAUAAAGAUGGAAAGCACCAUGAAGAGGUUGAUGCAGGAUUUGAAGAGGGAGAUAAUGGAAGAACUACCAGAGAUAUGCGCGAAGGAUGUUGUGAAAUUACUAAACAAAUCAGGUGUUAAGUACAAGGCAUACAAGGAACCAAUAUAUAUGUCAGAUCAGUACGAUUAUUACGAAGGCUGCGAAGUACCUGAACGGAAAGAAUUUGUUUACGACAAAAAUAGUGACACCCGGAGUGUGUCAGUACGUAACGAAGAUGGUGACAAGGUGUCCAAAGAGGCCCAUAAAGAAGAGGAUUACAUCACACCUGCAAGGACCAAGUGUGACUUUCUAGGGGAUGGCACGCCAGACAAUCCUUGGCAACCGGCUGAAGAUUUUAAGGAGGCCUCUUCAUCGGAGGUGCCAUCAAAUAUAUUUGAACCUGCGCUCAUUAAAAUGAACAAAGAGGACGAACAUAAAGACGCUGCAUCAGAAGGUUCAAAAAGCGUCAAUAGUGCAACCGGGAAGAAUGAAGAUGUAAAUGGAAAGAGGAAGCGAAAGAUCCCUCUUAAACUGCAGUAUCCUUAUAUCGUUGAGAAUCGAACAAAACGUCAACCUCGGAAAAAACCAACUCCCGCAAAAGCUACUCCGUCAACCAAUGAUGUCGAAAUUCCGCAAGACUCUACUGCGUUAACAGCGGAACACAUUGCAGCAGCACAGCUUUUUGUUCAACUGUGCUGCAAGACUGAGGAAAAUGGGAAAAAAUGUGUCUACAAAAAUGAUAUUGGCGUCACAUUGACAUCACAGAGGCUUAAAGUGGUUCUAGACCAUAAAUGGUGUACAGAUGAUGUUAUCGAUGCUUACAUUGGAGAUUUGUCUCUUCGUGUUGGGGAUGAUCGGUACUUAUGUGCAGCGUGGAGGUCAUCAUUCCUGCUAGAACAACAUCGCAAAGGCCAGAAAACUAAAAAAAGUAAGAAGAACGAUGAUGACUUAGCUAUAAGAACUGGAACCAUUCAACGAGUGGUGGACGAAUAUUUUAGGCGGCAGAAGGCAUAUUUUCCAGUUAACAUUAUGAACAAUCACUGGAUUACCGUGAUCAUGCACAUACCGAAGGAAGAAUUCCAAGUUCUUGACUCAUUAUUUCCAUUAAGUGUGACAAUAGACACUGUCAGGGCUCUGAGAGAACAAAUAUCUGCUGACAUCCUAGAGUACAACAAUUCUACAUCUGGAUUUUUCCCUGAUGUGAAAACUUGGGAUAUAAAAUCAUACAAUAUGCCGCAGCAAAAAGAUGGCAAUUCAUGUGGCUUAUUUGUUCUUCAAUGCAUGGAACAUUGGGAUGGAGAUAAAUGGACUAAAGAAAUAUCACAGGAGAUGAUAGACGGAUCAAGGAACCUCAUUAACGCACAGAUAGUUUUAGCAACUUCAAAUCUCUUAGACACGGUGAAAACAAAGGUUGUCCGGAUCUCCAAGAGAUUUACAAAGUAGAUAAACCAGCAGUGAGCAUAGGUUGGGUUUUAGUCCCGUAGAAGGUUUCCCAGCUUGUGUGAAUCUCCUGUAAUUCUAUAUGUAUGACAGUUAAGUACGAUUGGCAACUACUGUGCUUGUGUGAUUUUAAGUAUUCAUCUAUCUAUUGUCUACAUCUAUUCCUUCUUGUUCAAACUACGAUGUCACUUACCUGCCUGU